Teleopsis dalmanni is the source of this 1340-nucleotide messenger RNA. RefSeq names its product zinc finger protein 664-like. The transcript has 2 exons. Bases 24 to 1127 code for a protein of 367 amino acids. NCBI's taxonomy places the organism in Eukaryota, Metazoa, Arthropoda, Insecta, Diptera, Diopsidae. Gene Ontology annotation, molecular function: DNA-binding transcription activator activity, RNA polymerase II-specific; RNA polymerase II cis-regulatory region sequence-specific DNA binding. The record is from RefSeq and is a predicted model, not a curated record. Gene Ontology annotation, cellular component: nucleus. Gene Ontology annotation, biological process: regulation of transcription by RNA polymerase II.
UGUUUUUGUUUACAAACUUUACAAUGCUUGCUUUAAUAGAUUCUACAAAAUAUUUGCAUAAUUACCAAAACAAAAAAUGUGCGGAAGUUUUUUGGCAAAAUGAAACUUUUAGUAUUGUUUGCAAUUGUUGUGAAAUGAAAACAUUUGAUUUCGAUGAUUUUCUACUGCACUUUAGAAACUUGCAUUUACAAAAUGACUUGCCCGAUGAAUUAGAAAAAGCACAACAAAACUUUGAAGUAAAUGAUCUCAAAUAUAAACUAAAAUAUGACAAUAGUACAAUACAUAGUGAUAAUAUAAAUACUGAUGACUUUAAUCUUAGUAAAUACGAUAGCCGCACAGAUGAAGACGACAGUGAGUUUGAAAACUAUUCCUCAUCGUACAAUGAUGAAGACCAUAUACCCAAAAUCAUGACAGCAUCAGCAAAACAGACACAGUGCUCCCAGUUAACAUGUGAUUAUUGCAACAAAACGUACAAAUUAAAAACUACAUUAAAAAAACACAUUAAAAAUUGUCAUGACGAUUCCAAUUUGUACAAAUGUUCGCAAUGCAACGAAAAAUUCCAGCAAGAGCGGGCACUCAAUAAGCAUUUACGAACAAAACAUACUGGUUUUCCAUGUGAUAAAUGUGAUAAAGUUUAUAAAUCUCGCGCGGGACUUCAUGUGCACAAAUACAACCACAGCGAUGUGCGCAAAUUUGCUUGUGAUGUGGAGAACUGUAGCAAAUCAUAUUUCAGUCCAAAACUUUUACAAGCUCAUAAACGUAUUGUACAUAGAGCAGAUUAUUAUUUUGUUUGUGAAACUUGUGGUUAUAGGACUAAGAAAAAAAAUUAUUUAGUCGUGCACGUACGAUCACAUACUGGAGAGAAACCAUUUAUUUGUACAGAAUGCAAUAAAGGUUUUGCUUCGCAGGCGUUACUUACUGAGCAUAAACCCAUACAUUCUUCAGAGAGACCACAUAAAUGUCAAGAAUGUGGUGCAACAUUUGUAACUUCAAAAUCAUUAUAUCAUCACAAGCAUUUGCAUUUAGGAAUUAAAAAAUAUGUUUGUAAGGUGUGCGGAAAAGCUUAUGCGCAAGCAGCUGGCUUAUCAGGACAUAUGCGACAACAUAAAAUAGAUCCAUUUAAAUAGCGGGUAACAGCAGCAUAGCUAUUUUCUACCAACUAGCCUCAUGUAAAGAAUUUAUUAGUUAGUAUAAAUAUAGAUAGUGUUAGGCGAGGUAUAACCUUUGUUGUUUUCUAUUAUUCUAAAUAUUAUUCUAGUGUAUUCUAAAUAUAAACAAGUAUUAUACAUGUAGUUUUAUAUAAAAUUAAGGUUUAUGGUUUCAGAAUAAUGUAAAAUGAA